This is a messenger RNA of Alternaria alternata, 2057 nucleotides long. Its product is annotated as cytochrome P450. The coding region runs from base 173 to 1690 and encodes 505 amino acids. The transcript is spliced from 2 exons. NCBI's taxonomy places the organism in Eukaryota, Fungi, Ascomycota, Dothideomycetes, Pleosporales, Pleosporaceae. Gene Ontology annotation, molecular function: iron ion binding; oxidoreductase activity, acting on paired donors, with incorporation or reduction of molecular oxygen, reduced flavin or flavoprotein as one donor, and incorporation of one atom of oxygen; heme binding. The record is from RefSeq and is a predicted model, not a curated record.
CUCCACUUAAACACUCCACGAGGCGGACGCAGUUGCCACGACUAGACCCCGGAAGCAUUUCAGAAGCACUUAAAAAAGAAGCGUGGCUGCCCACGAUUUUUAUUCUCCGACGUCAUCACUAGAAUCCUUCCUCAAACACGUUCUCAUCAACUACAUCUUACCUACGAACAAGAUGGCACAAUCGCCAUUGCUUUUCAUUGUCGCGGGAGCGGCCAUCUCCUACAUCCUAUACACCCGCGUUGCACUUUAUCUUGCGCGACAACGCUUCAAGAAAGAGAACGGCUGCCAACCAUGCACGGCGCAAUUCCACAAAGACCCUAUCUUCGGAAUCGACAAUGUCAAGGCCAUGGCGUACAACAGCAAGCACCAUAUUCUGCUGCAAGAGAACCGGAAGCGCUUCCAAAGGCUCGGCAACACCUUCCACAACAGAAUUAUUACUGAGCCUUUUAUCGCGACGUGUGAGCCAGAAAAUGUCAAGGCGAUAUUGAGCUUGAAGUUCAAGGACUUUAGCCUUAUACAUAGGUCAGCCGCCUUCACUCCUCUUUUGGGCCAUGGUAUCUUCAAUGCGGAUGGCGAGCGAUGGGCUAAUAGCCGUCACCUACUGCGACCCAACUUCGCCAGGGAUCAAGUCGCCGACAUCGAGGCUUUUGAGCGCCACUUCAAGCUUAUGCUCAAACAUAUCCCAAAAGAUGGCUCGACUGUCGAUCUGCAAGAGCUCUUCUUCCGCCUGACGAUCGAUACUGCAACCGAGUUUCUCUUCAACCACUCUACCAACUCGCUCCGCAUGGUUGGCCAAGAUGACGGCAACAACGAGGACCUCAUCUUUAGCAAGUCGUUCAACUUCGCGCAAGAGGACAUUACGGUCCGCGCCCGUUAUGGUAUAUUCGAUCGAUUCCGGAAGAACGAUGAGGGCAAGAAGGCCAUCGACAUCUGCCACGCCUACAUUGACAAGUUUGUGGAUGAUGCUCUGCGUUUCAGACAGGAAUUGGACACGGAAAAGAGUGCUGGAACCAAGGACGACAAGUACUAUUUCAUUCAAGAGGUGGCCAAGCAGACUACCGACCAGAAGCGGAUUCGCGAGGAACUCAUCAACAUCCUCCUUGCAGGACGCGACACAACAGCCAGUUUGCUCAGUAACAUGUUCUUUGAGAUUGCCAAGAGGCCCGAUAUCUAUGCGAAGCUGAGGGAUGAGGUUGCAACGCUUGAGGGUCGCACACCAACGUAUGAGGAAUUGAGGAACCUAAAGUACCUGAAGUGGUGUCUCAACGAAUCACUCCGCAUCCACCCAGUCGUACCCGGUAAUUCUCGCCGAGCCAUCCGUGACACUGUACUCCCCCGGGGUGGCGGCCCAGACGGUCAAGCGCCCUUGUUCGUACCCAAGGGAACGACGGUCGGAUACUCACCGUACACCAUGCACCGCCGCCACGAUCUCUACGGCCCAGAUGCGGACGAAUACAAGCCUGAGAGAUGGGAGACACUCCGUCCGGGCUGGGAGUACUUGCCUUUCAACGGCGGUCCACGUAUCUGUCUCGGCCAGCAGUACGCGCUUACCGAAGCGAGCUACGUGACGGUCCGUAUGGUACAAGAAUUCAAGACUAUGGAGAGCAGAGACCCCGAAGUGUGGCGAGAGAGUCUGACGCUAACUCUGUGCUCGAUGAACGGUACCCAGGUGGGUCUUACGCCUGCCUAGAAGGAGCGUAAGCGACAACGAACAUCAAGUUGCUUCGAAAGAUGUCAUGCUGGAGAACAUGGCGGAAAGGCACAGCACGACGAAUUAUGCCUGCUUUCCGAAACAGAAGAGGAUUUCUCAUCUAUGCGGUUCACUGUGCAUGAGCACAUGAAGGGGCAUUUGAGCAAGGUUAGGAAAUGGAGGAGGCCGUCUCUAUACUAGCGGAUUCAAGGCUUUUUGAAUUUUUGCGAGGGCUCUUGGGUAUAUAGUUCCUAUUCUUCACCUGUAGAAUAACUUUGACUAUGGAAUUGACAUAUGUUCUUUGACAAGACAUUUCAGCUCGCGGGGUAGAGUCCAUGUGGUGCUGCUAAGACAUGCUGGUGGAUUC